Triticum aestivum (bread wheat) is the source of this 831-nucleotide messenger RNA. Lineage: Eukaryota; Viridiplantae; Streptophyta; Magnoliopsida; Poales; Poaceae. The record is from RefSeq and is a predicted model, not a curated record.
GCCCGACCCGGCCCGGACCGGCCCAGUGAAAUACUACAUCGACCCACCCCGGCUAGCGUAUCGGCCUUCUCCUUGUCUCCCCGUCGUCGCUGUGGCCGUCCUCCGAUCGAGCCAUGGAUCCGGCGCGCCGCUCCCGCCUCCCUACCCAUCUCCUGCUGGUGGCCGUGACGUUACUCGCGGCCCUGGCCGCGCGAUCCGGCGCCGAGGUCAUCACCCUCACCGAAGAGACCUUCUCCGACAAGAUAAAGGAGAAGGACACAGUGUGGUUUGUGCAAUUCUGCGUCCCUUGGUGUAAGCACUGCAAGAGCCUAGGAACUCUUUGGGAGGACCUUGGGAAGGUUAUUGAAGGUACGGAUGAAAUUGAGAUCGGAAAAGUUGAUUGCGGUGCAAGCAAACCAGUCUGCUCAAAGGUGGACAUUCAUUCAUACCCAACAUUCAAGGUGUUCUAUGAUGGCGAAGAAGUUGCAAAAUAUAAAGGGCCUAGGGACGUGGAGGCUCUCAAGACCUUUGUGUUGAAGGAAGCUGAGAAAGCAGGAGAGGUGAGGCUUGAAGAUGAGCUAUAGGUGUUCGUAGCAGGCACAUGCCGAUAGACGACGAUACUCCGGUCAAGCAACUUUGGAAUGCUGCUCGACCUGUUUAAAAUUUUCGACCGAGUUGGCUUGUACUGCCGCCUCCUGGCGCUUGUGGCUAACUUAGAAUGGUACUAGGUCAGGUGCAAGAAGAAAACAUUUUUGUAACUUUUAACCUUUUCAACUCAGUUAGAUGAACCUGCUCGGUGCAAACAGUUUUCGAAAAGCUAUUUUGCGGGCUUGGGCUUAACUUUGAUGUAUA